AUGGAGGCUACACCCGAAGUACGCCAGCAGGUUCCCCGCGAACUCCCUACCAUGUUUCGCCCACCCAUCAACCGCGCAAUGCGCACCCUCGACCGGACCUUCUUCCGCAAAACCGUACCGAUCGCCGCAGCCAAGAUCUUCAAUAAUUCUGAGAUCACUAAAGUGCGCAAAGAGCUGGGAAACAGUUCUGACUUGCUAGCUUUGCCUAGAUUGAGUGGAAUUCGCGAGAUUGCAGAUCAAGAUGGACCCCGGAAAGCACUGUUGCUGCGUCACGACUUGAAAGCUGAUGAUAAGACAACGUGGUCGCCUACGAUCAAUGCGCUCGUUGAGAAAGGAACUGUUUCUGUAGCGCCUUAUGAUCUUGUAUUGGAUUACGACUAUUGGGGAUAUGCUGAAAUCGCCUCCUCAAUCUUGCCAGAGGAUAUCGAUGAGGUUCCCCAAGGGUUUACCCAAGUGGGGCACGUUUUGCAUUUAAACCUCCGAGACAAGUGGCUACCGUACAAAUAUAUCAUAGCCGAGAUUCUCAAAGACAAAAACCCUCCUAUUCGAACAGUCAUUAACAAGACCGAAGAUCCAAUUCCGCACAUUUCCUUCGAACUGCUCGCAGGCGAGAACGACUUGAACGUUGUUCAACACGAGCAGGAUUGCGAGUUUCACUUCGACUAUGCGCGCGUUUAUUGGAACAGUCGCCUGGAGACGGAGCAUCGCCGACUUGUGCAAAAGUUCCAGCCAGGCCAGAUGGUCUGCGAUGUGAUGGCCGGUGUAGGACCGUUUGCUGUACCCGCAGGCCGGAAGCGCAUCUUCGUCUGGGCUAAUGAUCUGAACCCACACGGGUAUGAGGUGAUGCAGGAUGCGAUCAAGCGUAACAAAGUCCAAGACUUUGUCACCCCAUUUAACAAGGAUGGCCGGGAGUUCAUCCGCUUUACAGCGCAGUCUCUCUUGGAAGCUGAUCCUUUGACUGUCACCAUCAAGCCCAAGCAGCGCAGAAGUGAAAAGCAAAAGACAGAUGGUCCCCCACCGAAAGUGUAUAACCGUCCGUCUAUUGUCGACCAUUACGUGAUGAACCUGCCUGCUACUGCUAUUGAAUUCCUUGAUGCUUUCCGUGGCCUCUACACCGGCAAAGAAGCUCUCUUUGCACCUCAAACCUCUCAACUCCUACCCAUGAUCCAUGUCUACUGCUUCUCAGGCCACUCUGAGAACGAAGUGGAUGAUCAUGCGGAUAUCUGUGAGCGAGUAUCUGAGCGCAUUGGUUAUACUAUUACUCCGGAAGACCGUGUUGGUGGCAGUGGUGAUGCUGCUAUUGAAUUGGCAAUCCACAAUGUCCGUCUUGUCAGCCCUAAUAAGCAGAUGUUCUGCGCUAGUUUCCGUCUACCACCCGACGUCGCGUUCCGCAAGGAGUAA
Molecule: messenger RNA, 1401 nt
Organism: Penicillium taxi
Lineage: Eukaryota; Fungi; Ascomycota; Eurotiomycetes; Eurotiales; Aspergillaceae
Gene: trm5
Product: tRNA (guanine) methyltransferase
Exons: 5
Coding region: 1-1401 (466 amino acids)
Biological process (GO): tRNA N1-guanine methylation; mitochondrial tRNA methylation
Cellular component (GO): mitochondrial matrix; cytoplasm
Source: RefSeq, a predicted model, not a curated record